Fulvia fulva is the source of this 1311-nucleotide messenger RNA. RefSeq lists its product as uncharacterized. The coding region runs from base 1 to 1311 and encodes 436 amino acids. Lineage: Eukaryota; Fungi; Ascomycota; Dothideomycetes; Mycosphaerellales; Mycosphaerellaceae. The record is from RefSeq and is a predicted model, not a curated record. The transcript has a single exon.
AUGGGUAUCGUCGACAAGAUCCAAGACAAGCUCUCGGGCAACAAGCACAACGAGCAUGACACUACCACCACUGGCACUCAUGUUGGCCAGGAGCCUGUGGGUGCUCACUCAGGCACCCAUACUGGUAGUCAUACCGGCACUGGGUUGACUGGCAACCCAAACACUACAACCUCUGGCCUGACGGGUGACCGCCACAGCACUGGCAGCGGCAUUGCUGGAACUCACAACACCACCACCGGAAGUCGACUUACUGGCUCGCACAACACGCCAGGUACAGGACUCACUGGCUCGCACAACACGCCAGGUAGCGGUCUCACGGGCGGCCACCACAACACCGGCAUUACCGGCGGUACAGCAGUCAGCGACGAGCACACUUACAGCCACCCUGGACACCCACAGCACGCAGACUUCGUGCCUGGUAGCCACCGAUCAGCUCAGAACCCAGCCGCGGUCCCAACAGCUGGCGGCGCGCGCGUUGGAAGCAUCCCAGGCGGCAAUGGGCCAUACGAUGACCACCACGGCACCCACGGUACUCAAGACAACCGCAGUGGCAUGGAGAAGAUCAAGGACAAGGUUGUCCCAUCCAGGGCUGAUCGUCCAGACGACCCCAUCACCGGCCAGAACUACAACCAAAACACCGCUUCUGGCGUCUCUGGCCACCACAACCAGUCUGGUUUGACCGGUUCGCACGGCACUUCUGCUGCUACUCCUCUGGCACAUGAUUCGAGCUUCAACGACCGACACACUGGAUCUGGUUUGACUGGCAACACCCAUUCCGGCACGGGUCUAACUGGCAACACUCACUCCGGCACAGGUCUGACCGGCAACACUCAUUCCGGCACAGGUCUGACUGGCAACACUCACUCCGGCACAGGUCUGACUGGCAACACGCACUCGGGCCCAGGCCUUACGGGUGCAGGUUCCGCCGGCCCAGGCAUUGCAGGCAACACUCAUUCAGGCUCUGGCUUGACCGGCAACACCCACUCCAGCCAAGGCCUUACUGGUGUAGGUCACACUGGUGAUAGCCACGUUCCAGGCACCACCCACUCCGGCCAAGGCUCGCACCUCGCCGGCAAUCAGACCCACGGCAGCGGUGUUGGCGGAACUGGCGUCGGCGGUGUUGGCCACACUGGCACUGGCGCGUACGACAACACCCCAGGCAGCGGACUUGGUGGUCACUCAACUACCCACGGUACCACUACCACAAUUAGUACCCACACCAACACAACAGCUGGCAAGCCAUCCUUGAUGGACAAGCUCAACCCAAAGAAGGAUGCCGAUCGCGAUGGCAAGACUGGCAUCAUGGAUUAA